This is a messenger RNA of Ruditapes philippinarum (Manila clam), 1009 nucleotides long. Its product is annotated as exosome complex component RRP40-like. Gene Ontology annotation, molecular function: RNA binding. Gene Ontology annotation, biological process: nuclear polyadenylation-dependent rRNA catabolic process; poly(A)-dependent snoRNA 3'-end processing; exonucleolytic trimming to generate mature 3'-end of 5.8S rRNA from tricistronic rRNA transcript (SSU-rRNA, 5.8S rRNA, LSU-rRNA). The record is from RefSeq and is a predicted model, not a curated record. The transcript has 3 exons. NCBI's taxonomy places the organism in Eukaryota, Metazoa, Mollusca, Bivalvia, Venerida, Veneridae. Gene Ontology annotation, cellular component: nuclear exosome (RNase complex); cytoplasmic exosome (RNase complex). Bases 16 to 648 code for a protein of 210 amino acids.
AAAGUGUUGAUAUGUAUGGAGAUUGAAGAGUUUAUUUUUCAAAACAAAAUCAUAGGAAAGUAUUUCUUUUUCUUAUUAAGUGUCUUGGGAUUACAUUAUUUUCAUUUGAAUGACUUUUAUUUACAGUAUGUGCCUGUCCGAGGUGAGUCAGUGAUUGGUAUUGUAACAAACAAAGGUGGUGAUGUGUUUCGUGUUGAUAUAGGUGGAAGUGAAAUGGGAUCCUUGUCGUAUCUAUCAUUUGAAGGGGCAACAAAAAGAAAUAGACCAGAUGUUAAAGUUGGAGACAUUGUGUAUUGUAAGAUGCUAAUGGCAAUGAAAGAUAUGGAGCCCGAGUUGGUGUGUAUAGAUAGUACAGGUCGUAGUGCAGGGAUGGGAGUCAUUGGUCGUGAUGGAGGGUUCUUACACUGUUGCUCCCUUAAUCUCAUCAGAAAAAUUUUAUCAUCUGAUUGUCCCCUUUUAAAACUUCUUGGAAAGACCCUGCCUUUCGAGAUCACAGUGGGUAUGAAUGGAAGGAUCUGGGUACGAGCACGAACAAGUACACAAACAAUAACUGUAAUCAAUGCAAUAUCUACAGCGGAAUACAUGGACAACACACAAAUUUCUGCAAUGUGCAAAAAACUUUCAGAAGCAUUUAUUGAGGUUGACUGAUGUUGAUUAAAAUGUGGAAAUUUUGUUGAAUUCUUAAGGAGCUGUUUAAAGAUUUAGAAAAGUACCAGUUACUGAAGCAUUAUUCAUCAUAACAAAUGGUGCAUUAAGGAUGUACUUUGUCAUUAUUUUAAGUAUUUGUUUUUCCAGUUUUGAUGAAAAAUGAAUUUCUACAUGGUAAAAAUUUACUUGUUAUAUAGACAUCUCAAGUAACUCCUAGAUAUAAUUUAAACCUACAUCCAGUCUUCCAUCUUACAUGUGACAAACUCAAUUAUUCGAAAAUGGAAAAAGUAGUAUGCACAAAGAACUUUACUAUUUUCUUCUGUGUCAGGAAUGAAACUGAACAUCAUUUUGAAUUUCUGUU